Suillus plorans is the source of this 678-nucleotide messenger RNA. RefSeq lists its product as uncharacterized. Bases 10 to 543 code for a protein of 177 amino acids. The transcript has a single exon. The record is from RefSeq and is a predicted model, not a curated record. NCBI's taxonomy places the organism in Eukaryota, Fungi, Basidiomycota, Agaricomycetes, Boletales, Suillaceae.
GUUUCAGACAUGCUGCAUCAGCUUUUUGAUAUUUUUAUGAGCUGCGUUGACAUUCAGCAGCGCAUCGUACCGUCUUUGGAGGAGAAGGCGUCGGCAUGUACAACGGCUCUAACUCACCUAUACUAUGGACGUGUUCUUCAGGCAUAUCCUGACCGCGGCGAAUUCAUUAUCCGCGGGACAGGAGACUUCGACGUGUUUUAUGAGAUUUACGUGCGCAUAGCCGACCGAACGGUGCCUAGCACGACUCUAGAUCUUUGUUCAGAUGGCAGUAGCUGGAGUGCUUUUUUCCCAGAGGCUUGCCCUGACUCUGUCUAUGAGCGGUUGUCACAUCUUCUUCCUUAUCACUUCGUCACUGGGCAAGUGAACAAAUACAUAGAAAACCUUGCGAUAACAGUGAUAUCGAAAUUGCUAUCAUCCGCAUCCUCUCCGUCAAAUCAAAUCGUAGCCAAUUGCACUCUUCUUGCUUGCGUCAUGGUCGGGGCUCAGGUUGACAAGAAAGACAUAAUUCGGAUUGAUAAAAGGUGCCAUCGACUCAUUUGGUAGUUUUCUGUCAUGAUUAACAAAGAGAUGAUGUAGUUCUGCUCUGCCUCUACUCAGCGAGUCUCUUUUGGCGCAGUUCCAAAAGGCUUCCUGGGCAUGGAAUGGAGGCGAGCUUGACAAUGAUAGCACAGGAGUCGC